Neoarius graeffei (lesser salmon catfish) is the source of this 877-nucleotide messenger RNA. It is a transcript of the gene npb, whose product is annotated as neuropeptide B. Bases 65 to 472 code for a protein of 135 amino acids. The record is from RefSeq and is a predicted model, not a curated record. Gene Ontology annotation, biological process: G protein-coupled receptor signaling pathway; feeding behavior. Gene Ontology annotation, molecular function: G protein-coupled receptor binding. The transcript has 2 exons. NCBI's taxonomy places the organism in Eukaryota, Metazoa, Chordata, Actinopteri, Siluriformes, Ariidae.
AGCAGCUCCAGCACAAGAUAAAACCGAAACCCAGCAUCACCCCGCUGAACAGGUGACGGUGAGGAUGAGGAUGAUGAGGCGCGCGCCGGAGAGGUCCGUGAGGUCCGUCGUGCUGCUCGCGGCCGUCGCCGUGCUGCUCUCGUGCUGUCCCGCAGACGCGUGGUACAAGCAGGCCACCGGGCCGAGCUACUACUCCGUGGGCAGAGCCUCGGGUUUGCUGUCCGGCAUCCGCAGGUCGCCGUACGUCCGCAGGUCCGACACGGAGUCCGCAGGAGAGAGCACCGGAAACGGCGUGAUGCCCGAACUGAGCGCGCGACACAUCACACCGGUCCUCAAAAACAUGGCCAUCUGCAUCAAGGACAUUUCUCCGAACCUGCAGAGCUGUGAGCCGAUGCAGGACGGCUGGAACACGUUCCGGUGCAGGGCAGAAGUUCUGCUCGCGUUCGACUCGCCCGACUGUUUGGUAGUGUGAGCGGUGGACGAGCGUGGAACGCAACCCUGCUCCUGGAGAACCGCCUGUCCUCCACAGUUUAGUGGUUUCCCUGCUCUAACGCACCGGCAGGACAGGAGGCUUUUCCAGGAGCAGGGUUGGGAACGUGUCUUCUGAAGACCCCUUUCCUGGUGUUCCGAACAUCAAAGAAAAAACACCCCACCACCACCUGAUAAAUAACAGCUUCAUUUCGACACUGAAAUCUGGAUGCUCGCUCCCUCACUCAUGUUCCUGUCCAGAUCUCGAUUUCCACUCGGACUCCCGGCCCUGAAUAUUACUUAUUUAUUUUCCACCAUUUUAUCUCUGAAAACAGCAAGUAAACAACUAGACUACAAAAAAAAAGUGCUCUGAGAGAGAAACCAUCACUGUUUGUCCUUUCUGUAGCCA